AUGUACUUUUUACGGAUACACCAUGUGGGAGCCAAGACCGACUUUGAGCUGCAGUUCGAGAAUUUUAGCUGCAAAAGCAGCGAAGACAGCGAAAAUCCCAUUGAAAGAUACAACUGCGGUCUCAACAAGAACGUAAAGCGGCGAACUCUGCACAUGGAAUUCUCAAUGCGGGAGGAAUUAAAGGAGUUUGACUUUCACAUAGGCAUCAUCAUGCCACGCCGACCCGUUGACUUUGUGCUGCUUAAUCUCACCGUAGAUGGUUGCCAUCUGCUUUCGAAUAAGAACCAAGUGCCCCUGAUGCGUCUGUCCAGGGAAAUCCUCGAUCGUUACAGCAACUUUCCACGGCAAUGUCCUUUUCAACGGGGCAAAACUUACUACAUACGCGCCUUCCGCUUGGACCUAAGCCUGAUACCGGCGAUGAACAUGGAAACGCCGGUGAGACUGAAGUUUGCCUAUAUGCGGCGUCAGUUGCCCAUGCUGCAAGGUAAAAUUGUGGCAAGAGUACAGCGCACAACCAUUGCGAAGAGAAAGGAUUAG
Messenger RNA from Drosophila sulfurigaster albostrigata, 537 nucleotides. RefSeq lists its product as uncharacterized. Bases 1 to 537 code for a protein of 178 amino acids. NCBI's taxonomy places the organism in Eukaryota, Metazoa, Arthropoda, Insecta, Diptera, Drosophilidae. The record is from RefSeq and is a predicted model, not a curated record. The transcript is spliced from 2 exons.